Blepharisma stoltei is the source of this 1455-nucleotide messenger RNA. The record is from the annotation of a GenBank genome assembly. Lineage: Eukaryota; Ciliophora; Heterotrichea; Heterotrichida; Blepharismidae.
AUGAAGUGGGUCUUUUUGGUAGCCCUUUCGAUAACUUUGUGCUCAGCAAUGCCAAGGUUUCCCCGCAUUCAGUACAAGAUGCCUGAACAAUUACCACCAAAUUACGUCCAAAGUUGGUUCACAAGCUUUGUUGACCACUUUGGUUCAGGGAUAGAGACAUUCCAAAUGCGAUAUUUUAGCAAGAAUACCUAUUGGACUAACAACACUCAAGCUCCAGGCCCAAUUUUCUUUUACUGUGGAAAUGAAGGAGCUAUUGAAAUGUUCAUUGAGAACUCUGGCUGGAUUGACCAACUUGCUUCUCAGAUGGGUGCUGCAGUUGUCUAUGCAGAGCAUAGAUACUUUGGACAGUCAAUGCCUUUUGGAAAUAGGUCAUUUACCAGUCCACAAAACCUCAAGUAUUUGUCUCCUCACCAAGCAUUGGGCGACUAUGCCUAUCUAUUGCAAAACCUUAAAAUCAUGUAUUACGAUGCACCAGUUAUUGCUUGGGGUGGAAGUUAUGGUGGGAUGCUUGCUGCUUGGUUUCGUAUGAAGUACCCUAACCUUGUUGUGGGAGCAAUUGCUUCAUCUGCUCCUAUUUUCCAUUUCAUGGGAAGUGUGAACCCAGAAGAAUUCAAUGAAAUUGUGACUAAUGACUAUGCGAUGGUCGACACAAACUGUGUCCCUUACAUUAAAACUGCUCAUGACAUCUUAGGAGUUUGGACCAGAAACAGUACCUUAUGGUGGCAGCUACAGGAGAUUUUCAAUACUUGCACAGAAGUUAUUACUUAUAGCACUGCCAGCAAUAUUAUCAAUUGGAUCGACAACGCUUUAACUUAUAUGGCGAUGACUGAUUAUCCUUAUGAAACCAACUUUUUGGAGCCAAUGCCUGCAAACCCAGUAAACGUAGCUUGCAGCAAGUUCAAUAAUCUUGCUGAUGAUGCAACUGAUGCAGAAAUAUUAGCAGCAAUCAGAGACGCUGUCAAUGUUUACUAUAACUCUACAGGAAAUAAUACCUGCAAUCUGGUGGACCAACAAUAUGAUAAUGGCCUUGGCGACAACGGCUGGGAUUAUUUAAGCUGCUCUACCUUAGUAAUGCCUAUCGGCAGCGAUGGUGUACAUGAUAUGUUCCUCCCUCAGCCUUUCAGCAUUUCUGCAAUUGACUCAUAUUGUUUACAGACCUGGGGAGUUGCUCCAGUCACUGAUUAUGCCAAAAUUUUCUAUGGAUCAAGCACCAAUCCACUUGGACCACUCAGAUAUGCGUCAAACAUUUUAUUCCCUAAUGGAAGUCUGGAUCCAUGGCAGUCUGGAGGUGUUCUUGAAUCAAUCCAUGCUAACAGCGUCAUUGGCUUUAUAAUGCAAGGGGCUGCACAUCACUUGGACUUAAGAACUCCAAACCCUAGUGAUCCAGAAGAUGUGGUUACAGCAAGAAACACUGAAAAGCAACUCAUCAAAUACUGGCUUGCGACCGCGAAAUAA